Messenger RNA from Truncatella angustata, 1078 nucleotides. RefSeq names its product DUF1275 domain protein. The record is from RefSeq and is a predicted model, not a curated record. NCBI's taxonomy places the organism in Eukaryota, Fungi, Ascomycota, Sordariomycetes, Amphisphaeriales, Sporocadaceae. The coding region runs from base 260 to 1078 and encodes 272 amino acids. The transcript has 4 exons.
GAAAACCUCUCAUUGUAGACUUGUGCCGCAUCACCAACUGCAUCGGAAAAGGUUGAUAAAGUGGCCAAGACGGAGGAGUUCAGGAGUCCGCGAAGUCCUCGUGAGAUCAUUGUCGCGAAAUUCCUUCGUGUAUGUCACUUCAGCAUCUUGGCAGAUCCAUCGAUUCAAAGCAAUUCUGACACCGAAACCUGGCUGUACUCGAGACUCAAGUUCCCAUUAUACCUGACCAGUGCACCAUAAGUCACCACUCGUAACAGCUAUGCCUGACGAAGAAAAGCUCGAGAGCCCGGGGGAGCCUGUCACGCAGAAAACUGAGUCUCCAGAUUUGAGACGUCGCCUGGUUAAGCACUUUGCCGUCGAAGUUGACACCUCCUCUGGGUACUACCCUUUGUUGAUUUGCUGUUUCGUAACGGGGCUCACUGACGGAACGCUAUACAAUGCCUACGGAACCUUCGUUUCUAUGCAAACAGGAAAUACCAUCUUCGUGGCGUUAGGUACAUCCGGACAGAACAACAGACCAUUCGGCUGGGCCCGCUCCCUAUGCUCAAUCGGAUGCUUCACCAUCGGCUGCCUGAUCUUCGCCAGGUUGCAUAAGCUCAUCGGCGGUGCCCGUCUGCGACGAACAGUCACCCUCUCGUUUCUGCUACAAACCGUUUGCGUCAUCGUGGCCGCAGCAAUCAUCCAAGGCGGCGUCAUCGACGGCAGUUACCCCUCUCAGCGAGAUCCCAACGAUGUCAACUUCACCGAGCUCGCCGCGGUCGCGCUGCUGAGUUUCCAGGCCGCGGGCCAGAUCGUAAACAGCCGCGGGCUGGGCGUCAGCGAGGUGCCAACAGUGGUCAUCACGAGUUUGCUGUGUGAUCUAAUCAGUGAUGAGCAACUCCUAGCAGGCCUCAGCCGCAACGCGAAGCGCAACCGUAGAGCCAUUGCGUUUGUGCUGACACUAGUUGGCGCGAUAUGCGGCGGCUGGAUUUCGAAGGCUACGGGCGCUGUUCAGCCCUGUCUGUGGUUAGUGGCGGCUAUAAAGGCCGCCAUCACGAUCGGGUGGCUGGGAUGGGGCAGUCUAUUGAAGCGUCGGUGA